Adelges cooleyi (spruce gall adelgid) is the source of this 1713-nucleotide messenger RNA. Its product is annotated as hsp90 co-chaperone Cdc37-like. Bases 435 to 1541 code for a protein of 368 amino acids. Gene Ontology annotation, biological process: protein stabilization; protein folding. Gene Ontology annotation, cellular component: cytoplasm. The record is from RefSeq and is a predicted model, not a curated record. Gene Ontology annotation, molecular function: heat shock protein binding; protein-folding chaperone binding; protein kinase binding. The transcript is spliced from 7 exons. NCBI's taxonomy places the organism in Eukaryota, Metazoa, Arthropoda, Insecta, Hemiptera, Adelgidae.
UUAAUCUCAUAGUUACCCUUACCUCGGCCUUUGAAUAUAUAUUAUCUUCUUGGGCCAUGCAGCUGGCAGCAUGACUGCUAGACUUAGGUACUGUCACAGAUUCUGCGGUACUGUCACUAUCUAGUUUCAUCCAUUGAAUUUAAAAAAAAAACUUCUCGCCAAGUCCUGGUAGUCCAAGUUGUGAUAUCAAAAAUUAUAUUACAUCGUUUGAUGUUUAUGCAUUUUGAGUCCUUAGUUGUUGAGGUUUUCGUAGACGGUACGAAUUAUCAACUGUUAAAAAUGUUUGACCAUAAUAUUUUUUUUCCAACGCAAUUUAAAUCGUUUUAACAGUUUCUUGUUUACAGUUAUUGAUUUACGUGAAAUCUAUUACAAAAAUAUUUCGUACUGGUUCAUAAUAUUGUUAUUUUAGAAGAUACAUUAAGUGUUUGCCUCCAAUGGUUGAUUACAGUAAAUGGAAAAAUAUUGAAGUAUCAGAUGAUGAAGAUGAGACGCAUCCAAAUAUUGAUACGCCAUCAUUAUUUCGCUGGAGGCAUCAAGCUCGUGUUGAGCGCAUGGAACAAAUUAAACGUGAACAAGAUGAAUUAGAGGCUAAAAAAAAAAAUUUUCAAGUAAAGGUUGAAGAGACCAAGAAAAAAAUAUCGGAAGCUGAACGUGAAGGUCUAAAUAAAAAUGACCUCGAGCAAGCAUUAAAUGCAUUAACAGUCGAAGAACAAGAAUUAAAUCAAAAGGAAGAUGAGUUUAAAAAAAAAGAAAAGGUAAUGCCUUGGAAUGUGGAUACAAUAAGUAAACCAGGAUUUACAAAAACAAUAGUAAAUGCUCUUAAGCAACCACAGCCAGAAGAAAACUUAACAGAAGAAGAAAAAGCAAAGAGAUUAGAAACAUUUAUCAAGGAAUAUAAAAGCAAAUUACAAGAAUAUGGCAUGUUUAAAAAGUACAAAGAUAGUCAAGAAUAUUUACAAAAAAAUCCUCAGCUUGUGUGUGAAAACACUGCAAACUAUUUAGUUAUUUGGUGUAUUGAUUUACAAAUGGAAGGUAAAUCAGAUCUAAUGGAUCAUGUAGCACAUCAAACCAUUUGUAUGCAGUAUAUUUUAGAAUUAUCUCGACAACUUAAUAUUGAUCCAAGAGCUUGUGUUCCAUCAUUUUUUUCAAGAAUACAGUUAGCAGAGAAACAGUAUAAAGAUUCGUUUGAUGAAGAGCUGUCAAUGUUCAAAGAACGUAUAAGAAAGCGAUCCGAGGAAAAACUGCGUAUUGCGCAAGCUGAAAUUGAAGAGGAAGAACGAAAAGCUAGACUUGGGCCGGGGGGAUUAGAUCCAGUUGAAGUUUUUGAACUUCUACCAGAUGAAUUGAAAAAAUGUUUUGAAUCACAAAACGUACAGCUCUUACAAGAUACAAUAAAAAAUAUGAACCAAGCAGAUGCAGCUUAUUAUAUGAAGCAGUGUGUGGAUUCUGGGCUAUGGGUGCCAGAUGCAAAAGAUAAAAAUGAACCUGAGGAAAGUGAUAAAAGUACUCAAGAAGAAAAUAUAUACAAUGAAAUUGAUUAACAAUUAAACAUAAUUAUUCUAGUUUUUUAUUUAUUGAUUAAUUUUUAUUGGUUUUAAUCAAAAUUUGUUUUCAAUAUCUAUAUCUAUUUUAUGUAUUAAAUAAAAUUGCAUAUUAUAUCAGCUAUUCAAAAUACCACAUUCAUGUUUCAUAAUAUAAUAAUAAUUAUUCUUU